Messenger RNA from Ailuropoda melanoleuca (giant panda), 966 nucleotides. It is a transcript of the gene TEX47, whose product is annotated as testis expressed 47. The transcript has a single exon. Lineage: Eukaryota; Metazoa; Chordata; Mammalia; Carnivora; Ursidae. Bases 1 to 762 code for a protein of 253 amino acids. The record is from RefSeq and is a predicted model, not a curated record.
AUGACUUUCCCAGGCCAUGUUGGAAAGACCAGCAAAAGGACUUUUCCAGUGGAAUCUCCUCUAAUGCCACAAAUUCCACGUGGCAAUUAUUAUCAUCUUCAGGAAGAGAAGCAAAGACUACAGCUAAAGAAAUUCCUUCUUCAUAGGAUGUUUCUAGUGGCAGAGAUAACAGCAAACACAGAAAAAAAAGAUAUUGCUGACUACUAUGAACAAGCGUUUCAGUCGAUUUUAAAACAUCACCAAGAAGAGGCAGUGACAGGGUUUUUGCUGGUAUAUCCUACUUCCAUUCUGCAUGUCCUUGAGAGCUCCAAUGGUACCCUUUACCAAAUUCUGUUAGAUUAUCUUAACCAUCGAAAGAGUGAAGCAGAAUUCUUUAUCCAUGGGAUGAAAAUUAUAGUUGUGUCCCAUAACAUCCCAACCAGGCUCUUCAUGCAAUGGCAUAUUUCAGUAAUAAAAGUUCCUGUCAUGUACCUUGAUGAUAUGACACAGACACAGUCUGUGGAAGAGGUCGUCACAGAGUUUCUCACUCAGACUCAUAAGCUGGCACUGCACCUUUUAAAGACGGUUAAAGUGGGUGCUAAAGGACCGGGGGAUAACUUGCACCAACUUGCACCUGAACUGCUCAUCCCAGAACAAAUAAUAAAGUACUUGUGCAAAUCUGAAGAAUUCCUGGAUCCGGAAACUUUCAUAAACAUAUAUAACAAACCUAUACACGUCACUUUGGAUUCCGAGGUGAUCUGGCCUGCUCCUACCUAUUUCUAGAAGUGAGAGGCAUGUGGUGGAUGGGGUCCAAUCUCUCCUGGAAUUAAUGCUACUUAAAUAAAAGGAAAGUAUUUCUAAAGUUACUCUUCUCUUUAAAAAAGAAAGGACCAGAAUGUCACAAUAUACACAAAGGUAAUAUAUUAAUCUUCACAGAGCAUGUUGAGCUAAACUUGAAAAUUAAUGUUUAAUUCUGAUACUAAGUUC